AUGAGAAUUAUUCCAAUACAAAUAUUUGAACAUAACUAUUCUUAUCUAAUUGUUGAUAAUAAAGCAAACGAAGCUGCAGCAGUUGAUCCAGCUGAUCCACAGAAGGUUCUGGCUAUACUUGCUCAAACAGGCGCGAAGUUAACUUCAAUAUUAACAACUCAUCAUCAUCAACGUCAUUCUAUGGGUAAUAUUGAAUUGGUUUCAUCAAAACCAAAUCUUGCUGUUUAUGGUGCUGAUGCACGUAUACCAGAAUUGAAUUAUGUCUGUAAGCAUAAUGAAGAAUUCACUGUUGGCACAUUGAAAGUUCGUUCAUUUCAUACACCUUCUCAUACCAAAGGAAGUGUGUGUUAUUAUGUACGUGAUGGUAACGAAAUGAAUGAAGAGUUGGAAAAGGCCGUAUUCACUGGUGGGUGUGGAAGAUUUGCUGAAGGAGAGACUAAAGAUAUGCAUAAUGUUCUUUACAAUAUUCUGGGUAAACUUCCUAAAGAUACUAAAGUUUAUUGUGGUCAUGAAUCUGCUUUGCUUAAUCUCCAAUUUGCAAGUUCUGUAGAUCCUAAUAAUCAAUAUUUGAGUAAAAAAAUAACAUGGGCACAUAUGAAUCAUUGUACUGUUCCAAGUACAAUUGAAGAAGAAUUACAGUAUAAUCCCUAUUUGCGAGUCUCUAAUGGCGCGAAUGGUAUUAGUACUCUUAAUGGACUUGGACUUAGUGGGAUUAAUGGGAUGUCGGAUAGAGAGUGGUCACAUAUUAUGUUAUACAUAUAG
This is a messenger RNA of Entrophospora sp. SA101, 762 nucleotides long. NCBI's taxonomy places the organism in Eukaryota, Fungi, Glomeromycota, Glomeromycetes, Entrophosporales, Entrophosporaceae. The record is from the annotation of a GenBank genome assembly.